Molecule: messenger RNA, 1540 nt
Organism: Ictalurus punctatus (channel catfish)
Lineage: Eukaryota; Metazoa; Chordata; Actinopteri; Siluriformes; Ictaluridae
Gene: hsd17b3
Product: hydroxysteroid (17-beta) dehydrogenase 3
Exons: 11
Coding region: 467-1261 (264 amino acids)
Cellular component (GO): endoplasmic reticulum
Molecular function (GO): testosterone dehydrogenase (NADP+) activity
Source: RefSeq, a predicted model, not a curated record
ACGGCCAAAGCGACAAAGGAGUGGCUCAAGAAGAAGCACAUUGAGGACCUGGAGUGGCCUAGCCAGUCUCCAGACCUUAAUCCCAUAGAAAAUCUGUGGAGGGAGCUGAAGGUUCGAGUUGCCAAACGUCAGCCUCGAAACCUUAAUGACUUGGAGAAGAUCUGCAAAGAGGAGUGGGACAAAAUCCCUCCUGAGAUGUGUGCAAACCUGGUGGUCAACUACAAGAAACGUCUGACCUCUGUGAUUGCCAACAAGGGUUUUGCCACCAAGUACCAAGUCAUGUUUUACAGAGGGGUCAAAUACAUAUUUCCCUCAUUAAAAUGCAAAUCAUUUUAUAACAUUUUUGACAUGCGUUUUUCUGGAAUUUUUUUUUUUUUCUGUCUAUCACUGUUCAAAUAAAUCUACCAUUAAAAUUAUAAACUGAUCAUUUCUUUAUCAGUGGGCAAACGUACAAAAUCAGCAGGGGAUGAAAUACUUUUUUCGUCACUUCAUCACUGGCGGAUCAGAAGGAAUAGGAAAAGCUUAUGCAGAAGAGUUUGCAAGACUUGGGCUGAAUGUGGUAAUCAUUAGCAGGAGUAAAGAGAAGCUUGACAGAGCUGCAAGAGACAUAGAGGUUAAAAUGGACAGAAAGGUCAUGGUCAUAGCCGCCGAUUUUACCAAGGAUGACAUUUAUGGACACAUUAACGAAAAUAUUCAGGGUUUGGAUAUUGCUGUUUUAGUUAACAAUGUGGGAAUUCUGCCAAGUAAAGUACCCUACAAAUUCCUUGAAACAGUUCAUCUGGAAGAGAAAGUUCAUCAAAUGAUCAACUGUAAUGUCAAAGCAGUGGUCAAGAUGUGCCACAUUGUCCUUCCUGGAAUGGUGGAAAGACAACGGGGCAUCAUCCUGAACAUUUCAUCUGGCAUUUCUAAAAUUCCCUUCCCCUUGUACACUUUAUAUUCAUCUACAAAGGUGUUUACUGAGAUAUUCUCACGAGGGCUUCAAGCUGAAUACAAAUCCAGUGGAAUUCUUAUUCAGAGUGUGUCUCCUUUUGGGGUCUCCACUGCAAUGACGGGCUUUCAGAAACCAAGCAUUAUUACAUUCACUCCUGAGGGGUUUGUGAGCGGCUCCCUAAUGCAUCUGAAAGCUGGAGAGCAAACCUAUGGGAGUGUCAGCCAUGCAAUUCUGGGCUGGAUCAUCCAGGCAAUCCCCAACUGGGUUCUGAGAAGAGAAGCAUUUCAGAAUAGCUUUCAGGAGUAUAUAAAGAAGCAAGUGGACAGCUGAGUGCUUUGUUUAUAGCUGAGCAUUUUGCUAGUGCAUAUUAUUUUUUGAUGACUCUAGUAAUUGUUGUUUAUAUGUCACCAUCUGAAAACCACUGGAUGUCUGGGUCAUACUAAAUACUUUUCCAGUACCCUAAGAUAGCAGAAUCUUGGCAUGUACUUGACUUUACUUCCCAUGCGGAAAGACAUAGGAGCAGGGUCAGCCUGCAUCUUAACUGCAGACAGUCUGCCUCCUAAUUGGUCUCUAGAUAAAGGAGAAAAGCAAUAAAAUUAUACAACAGGU